Messenger RNA from Seriola aureovittata, 2255 nucleotides. RefSeq lists its product as uncharacterized. The transcript is spliced from 10 exons. The coding region runs from base 44 to 1879 and encodes 611 amino acids. NCBI's taxonomy places the organism in Eukaryota, Metazoa, Chordata, Actinopteri, Carangiformes, Carangidae. The record is from RefSeq and is a predicted model, not a curated record.
CGGUCAGCAGACAGCUCCUCAUUUAUAAUCCUGCAUUUAGAAGAUGAGGACGUGUUUCCUAUACUGCGUCCUCUGCCUUGUGGCUCCUAUUGGCUACAGUCAGCGUCCUGGGCCUCCUGGGUUUCCUGGGCCUCGUGGGCCUCGUGGGGAUCCUGGGCCUAUUGGGCCCCCAGGUUCCAAAGGAGAUCCUGGACCAUUUGGGCCAGCUGGAGCAAAAGGGUUUCGUGGUGCUCCAGGUGCAACUGGAUUUCCUGGAAUGCCUGGACCAGUUGGAGCCCAUGGAGCGCCUGGAAUACCUGGAGAUGUUGUAAAGUGUGGAAAAGAUAUCUUCGGCUCCAUUAACGAGGACCUUGAAACCUUAAAGAAGAUCACUGAUAAGUUAGAACUGGCUAUAAACUAUGAUUUUGUGCAGACAGUUGCUGAGAAAUACUUUGUGUCCUACAAGGAGACAGGCACUUUCUCCAGGGCCGUCGAGUUCUGCUCCCAGCGAGGCUUGGAUCUGGCUCUGCCCCAGAACGAGGUGGAGAAUGUCGCACUGACUCAGUUCUUUGGUGUCGCUUACAAAACAGCCUGGAUCAACGUCAACACUAAAAAAGCAGAGGGGAAUUUUGAGGUUGAUCUGAAAAACCGACCUCUGACCUUUACCAAAUGGGGAGAAGGGCAGCCAGACAGGCUGCAGGAUACAGGAUGCACUGUGCUGUCAGAAAAUGGUGCCUGGCAUGUGACACAUGAUUGCUCCCUGAACGCUUACAUCAUUUGUCAGUCUAUAAACUAUGGAUUUGUCCGAAGAGUUGGUCAGAAAUACUUUGUAUCUAACAAGGAGAGAGACUCUUUCUCCAGGGCCGUCGAGUUCUGCUCCCAGCGAGGCUUGGAUCUGGCUCUGCCCCAGAACGAGGAGGAGAACAACAUACUGACUCAAGUGUUUGGGGACGUUUACGAAAGAGCCUGGAUCAAUUUCUGCACUGAGAAGAUGAAGCUGCUUCUCUUAUUCGGCAUCACCUGCCUGAUGUCUCCUUUUGGCUACAGUCAAUUUGAAGGUCCCCCUGGUCCCCCUGGUCCCCCUGGUCCCCCUGGUAUCCCUGGUAUCCCUGGUCCCCCUGGUAGGCCUGGUAUCCUUGGUGCACCCGGCGGGCCUGGUCCCUCAGGUCCCCCUGGUCCCCCUGGUAUCCCUGGUCCCCCUGGUAUCUCUGGGAGCGUUGGUGAACUUGGAUUUUCAGGUAUGAAAGGAGAACCUGGAAAUCCGGGAGAACCUGGAAGACCUGGAAAACCUGGAGAACCUGGAAGACCUGGAGAACCUGGAAGACCUGGAAGACCUGGAGGAACUGGAGAACCUGGAAGACCUGGAAAACCUGGAAGACCUGGAGAAAAUGGAAGACCUGGAAUACCUGGAUUACAAGGAGAAAAUGGGCCUCGUGCAAACUGCAGACUAGAUCCCCCUGAGUCCAGUUGCCCAGACCUCAACACACUAAAGAGCAGCUUUGCUAAGUUAGAGCUUGCUAUAAACUAUGAUUUUGUGCGGAAAGUUGGUCAGAAAUACUUUGUGUCCUACAAGGAGAGAGACUCUUUCUCCAGGGCCGUCGAGUUCUGCUCCCAACAAGGCUUAGAUCUGGCUCUGCCCCAGAACGAGGAGGAGAACGUCGCACUGACUCAGUUCUUUGGUGACGUUUAUAAAGCAACCUGGAUCAACGUCAACACUAAAAAAGCAGAGGGGAAUUUUGAGGUUGAUCUGAAAAACCGACCCCUGACCUUUACCAAAUGGGGAGAAGGGCAGCCAGACAAAUCAAUCCAGGACACAGGCUGCACCAUGCUGUCAGAAAACGGCAUCUGGCGAGUGACAAACGAAUGCUUCCUGAAUGCUUUCAUCGUUUGUCAGAUCUAGAAAGGUCUCGUAUCCAAUGAAAGUCUCAACUACAGUUUUCAUGUGCUAUUGCAUAACUUACCUGUGGAUGAGUAGGGCAGGAAUGUUAUAGAGAAAGAAAAAGACACCUUCUUUCAUGCUACUGUCCAGUGAAUUAAAACAUAUUGACAUAACCUUAUCCACAUUUUCACAAUAACAUGGAAACUGCUCUAUGGGUUGGGCUUAGGCAUUAUUGCCCUUAGAUAUAUUUGCUCUUACAUGUAAUCAUUUGUUUCUUACCACGAUCCUUUAAUCUGUCCUGAAAUAAGUAUAACUGCGUCUGCAUCAUGACAUUAUGUAGAGCCUGUAAUCAUUUUUGUUUUGAAAGCAUAUGACACAAUAAAGCAUACCGCAGUGA